UCCCGCUGAAACAAGAAUAGAACAGACGAGGAGGGCAGAGCAUAGUCCACUCAGGAAUUCUGUAAAACCUGUCGCUUACCCAAACUGUAUCCCUGUGAAGACUACCAUUCCAGUGACUGUACUUGGCGCAGCAUGGACGUAUGGGCGUAUUGUAGCACCAUGAAUAAACUCCAGGGUGCAAAUAUGAAAUUUUCGUACACAGGCCUAUAGACCUAGACAGUUUACGAAGACCCGUAUAAUGAAAUUUCGUUCACACGAAUUUUUAUAUUGAAGGGCAAACCCUCCGUGUGGCUCGCAAUCAGAACAGGAACUCAUCCUAAAUCUUCAGAACAAAUUCCAUCAAUUAAUCAAACAAAUAAGAAGAUGAAACCAAGAAAUUGUUGUUAUUGUUCCACUGUUCACAAAAAUAAUUUGGUAUUUUAUAGCAUACAUAAAUAUCUAGUGUUUCUUUUGCUUGAAUGUUCCGUUUUAGGCAACAAAACUCUUCAUUUUUAAUCUUUAUUACCACUAUAACAUUAAGUUUCUCGGAAAUAGCGACUCGCUUUACGACGUUUCGCUUUAAAAACUCUCUCCAGCAUCGUAACUGUUCAUGAGAGUGGUUACUGAGAACGCGAAACAGUCCGGAUAAAAAUUAAAAAGUCGUGUGUGAACUGAGUAGGCGUUCAAAUCUACCGCUUAUUCUGACAGAAGCGUGUUUCAAAUUACACCGCAUCAGAAACUUUAUUAUGAAAUGUUAGAUCGAAACAAACUGGUUGCGUAAAUAAACUUCAGUUAUGUAGGAUUUGAGGUUUUCACAGCGGUGAGUAUGAAGAGAACUCCCGGAGAGAAAUUAGAAUUCAGAGACGAGAAAUGUAAACGUCAGAAAACAUAAAAUGAUGAUAACGAGACAAAUAAAAAUAAAAUAAAUGUUAGAAUGUAUGUAUAUUUUAUUUAUUUGUGUUACAUUAAUGACUGACAGUAGCUCAAAGCACGUUUAACGUAGGGAAAUAAAUACAAAAACGAACAGGACUAGAAACGAAAUGAGGGAAGGAAAUUAUCAGCAGCAACGAAACGUCAUGCAAAACCGAUAGCACACACCGGAAGUUUGUUGCUAUGGUUACAUUUGUACGUAUGAUUUAUCGAACUCGUUUACAAAUUAUUUUCCCUUUUCUGUAUGAAAGUAAUCCGGAUUUAUGCACUGUGAAGAGGAACCUCAAGUAGGUGUCUGCAAUACCUCCUACCAGCCGAUUAAUGCUCCUAGCGUAGACGAAAGAUAGCGUACCUUCAGUUCUGACAUGACGCCUGUCACUGUGUUGGGGCUGCAGCCUGUUUAUUUAGAAGUAGACGCUGUGAGGUCCACAACGAAGUCCAGGACAUGGCAAGAGCUGUUGUGGGCGCAAGUGUGCGAUUACUGCGAGAAAACUACUUUGCACGGAUGGCGGUAUCUGACAGAGCCUGACAGACACAGAGUGGAAAGGUUACUCUGGGUGAUAAUUCAGUUUCUCGCCACUUGGGGAGUUAUUUUUAUAAUUCUGGAUGUAUGGAGUGAAUAUGUCAACUCGCCGACAGUGACAACUGUGGACUCCACCACAUACCCGAUAUGGAACGUUCCCUUCCCUGCUAUAGCCGUGUGCAAUAUCAACAAGAUCAGCCGUUCGGCAACUUGGAAUCUCGCUCAAAACCUGAGCAAAUCACGUAACGUUUCGGCAGAAGAAUUAUUUAGCUUGAUGCAGUACCUCGGACGUCUUUAUGACCAUGACCCGGAUGACAUCAAAAAAAUGCAAAAACUGCACAGUAUAUUGGCAGACAAAAACGAAAACUACGAUGUGGACUCCAUGAUGAAGAACCUGACUCCUCAGUGUGACCAGCUUCUGGUACGUUGUCGUUGGAUGGGCGUAGUUAAGGACUGCUCAGAGAUGUUCAAGAUGAGAAAGUCAAUGGAAGGCUAUUGUUGUUCCUUCAAUUACAUUCGGUCUUCGGAUGACUUCGAAAGCAACAAUGAAUUCGCGAAUGUCUCAGAAGGGAUGUACGCAACGGCUCCAGGACACUACAUGGGUCUCACAGUACUCGUUAAUCCACAACCUGAGGAUUAUUACUAUCCACUUCUUUCAUCUUAUGGCACAAAGUUGUUGGUGUUCAACCCGAAAGACUUCCCCGACACACCCAGUGGCGGUCUGAUCGAGAAACUAGUGCCUCCGAGGACCGAGGUGUUCUUCCGACUGGAAGCGACUUCGGUGUACGCUGUACCCAGCGUGCUGAACUUCGACAGGAAGCAGCGAGGUUGCCUGUUCACGAGCGAGUUGUCCACACUUUUCCUCGGCUCCUACUCCUACAGCGAUUGCCUUAUGAACUGUCGAAUUCGGAGCAUCCACACUCUCUGUGGCUGUCUGCCCUUCUAUUUCCCUAUUCGAGGAAAAACCAGAUACUGUAACCUGCUGGAUAUCCCUUGUCUCAACAAAUAUAGAGAGAAGUGGUCUACCCUGCGACCCACGGAAAACAUUCCUGGCUUGGCUGCAGAGAUGCAAGAGUCGAUAUCGUGCGAGGAAUGUUACCCGGCAUGUUCCGACACGUCGUACCACGUGCAGACUUCCUCAGCAGACCUGUCGCAGAUCCCGUAUUUUCGAUCCCAAUUCAUGGCAAACAUAACCCUGAAAAAUCACAGCGUAUUUCACCUCUACUUUGGAAGCAAGAACACGCUUCGUUUGAAACAAGAUGUGCUGUAUUAUUGGUAUGACCUGCUAAGUAACUUCGGCGGAAUCUGCGGUCUCUUCGUGGGUUUUAGUCUCAUCAGCAUUGUGGAGUUCGUCUACUUCUUCACACUGAGACUCUUCUUUGUUGUGAGGGACACCAAGGAGGAGGAUACCAGAGACAAAAUCGAGUCUCGGAACAAAAUUACACGCCGUGCUCACAACAAUGGAAAUAUUUAUUGGAGAGAAAUCAUGCCACGCCAAGUUGCAUCUCGCUACUGAAUUAGUCCGACUGUGGCGUCUAAGCAGUUCUUGUGCAUAUUCACCAUUCUAUCCUAUAGGUAACGGUGUGUAUUUACCCCAAGGUAUAACCUUCCCCCACUACACAAACAUAGACGCACGGUAUCUUUAGAGUGUACCUAACUACAGGAACAAAUUAUACUUAAAAUUAAAUAUGACGACUUACACAAAAUGUGUGUAAUUUCAGCUUUGCACUUCGUUAAACGGUUUACCCACAGAAAUUCAAUCAUAAUAUUGUUCAUAUUUUGUUUGCAAGACAAUCUCCAUUUGUAGAUUACGAAAAUGGAAAUAAUUCUUAAGACACGUUUUAUCUCCGUUAAAGAUACACUUAAGAAUACUAAUUAUUUUUGUUCUAUAGAAGGCUAAAAAUUCACGAAACAUUAUGUUCACGUUUAAUUAACAUUCAUGGCUCCAAAGUAGUUGCUUUUUAUUGGGGGGCUGAGUAAAAAUAGCAGAACAUCAAUUAUGUUUCCAUGCACUGUUUAUCAUAUAAGCCUAUGCAGAUCACAUUUUCAAUGUAUUAUAUUAUUUCAAUGUGAGUGUAUAGAGUAAAUUAGUUAACAGCACUGUAUGGACCGUAAAAUGUAUUUACUGUACUAAUAAAUUCAUCACG
Molecule: messenger RNA, 3579 nt
Organism: Zootermopsis nevadensis
Lineage: Eukaryota; Metazoa; Arthropoda; Insecta; Blattodea; Termopsidae
Source: RefSeq, a predicted model, not a curated record